This is a messenger RNA of Helobdella robusta, 606 nucleotides long. RefSeq lists its product as hypothetical. The transcript has 4 exons. Gene Ontology annotation, molecular function: glutathione transferase activity. The record is from RefSeq and is a predicted model, not a curated record. Bases 1 to 606 code for a protein of 201 amino acids. Gene Ontology annotation, biological process: glutathione metabolic process. NCBI's taxonomy places the organism in Eukaryota, Metazoa, Annelida, Clitellata, Rhynchobdellida, Glossiphoniidae.
AUGGCCGGUUACAAGCUGGUGUACUUCAAUGGCCGAGGUAGGGCGGAAACAACUCGACUAUUGUUUGCUCUCUCCGAAAUCGAAUACGAAGACGUCAGGAUCAGUAUAGAACAGUGGCCUGCUCUCAAACCGAAAACGUUCGCGGGCUACCUACCUUUCUUGGAAGUGGAUGGGCAGGUGUUGGUGGAGAGUAUGGCCAUCGCAAGAUUUGUGGCCAGGGAGGGCAAUCUGGCGGGGGCUUGCAGUUUCGAACAGGCACAGAUCGAUUCCAUUCUUGAUAUUCUCACCAACGUUUUCGAAAAAGGUGUCCAAAUGGUCAUCUACGCUGAACCAGAUGACAAGGCAAAAUUACGCAGAGAACUUGUAGAGAAAACAUUCCCCUACGUGUUGAAACUUCUAGAGAAGUUUUUGCAGGAACACCAAUAUUUCGUCAACGAUAAGUUAUCCCUGGCAGACUUACAUUUUUUCUCCGUGUUUGAGAGUGCUACCCCGGUGUACGACGGCUGGCCCGAUCUCAGCCCCAAAUUGAAGGCCCUCUACGAUAGGGUGGCCGCGACACCCAGAAUUUCUGAAUACCUGAAGAAGAGACCAGCGACACUCUUCUGA